Peniophora sp. CBMAI 1063 is the source of this 864-nucleotide messenger RNA. The record is from the annotation of a GenBank genome assembly. NCBI's taxonomy places the organism in Eukaryota, Fungi, Basidiomycota, Agaricomycetes, Russulales, Peniophoraceae.
AUGGCCAUAUUCAGUCAUGAACGCCACCACUGGGCGUACGUGUGGAUACCCAUUUUUGGCUCGUUCGUUUGGGCAGGCAUGCUCGUCGCGAUGAUAUCCGUAUACUAUGCCCAAGGCAAAGGGCCUUACUUCUGGCAAGACUCGAGGAUACCAUACAUUUCCGACAUCGGCGCCUCGUUCUUGCAACCGCUCUUCAUUGCGGGGUCAUCUGUGACAUCAGCCUGCUUCGUUGCUUCGCUGGCCAUCGAGCGUCUCCUGCGGCAUCACGGUCGGUUACACGCCGACCUUCGCAGACGGGAGAAAUGGUUUAGCUACCUUGCCAUCCUUGGCGCCGUCAUCGGUGCAGUUGGCCUCAUCACCCUUGCAUGCCGUAACGACCGCGACCACAAAACGCAGCACGAUAUUUUCCUGCUGGUGUUCAUUGUCGGAGUCGCACUCAGUGCCAUCUUCACCAUCGUCGAGUUCAGGUGGAUAAGCAAGAACUACCACUGGGUCAGGAAAGUCCGGAGGGCAUAUAUGGCGAAGGCGUUCAUUGCUGGGAUCCUUAUCCUUGCUGCCAUUGCGUAUGCGAUCUGCUUCACGAUUGCCACGAACGCGGGAGCAAUCAUCGAGUGGAUCAUUGCCUUCGGGUUCACCUUCUACCUUCUCACCUUCGCGUACGACCUUCGUCUAUCGAAGGGCGUGCACAAGUUCGAGCUGUCAGGACGUGAACCCAACGCACCACCGCCGGCUAUGCGCACGGCCGAGAACAACGGUGCACUAUACGGAAAUGGCUAUGGCAACGGCGCUACCACGAACGGCUAUGGCAACAGCCCGGUGUCCGCGGGCUCAAAGUACCAUCCGCAUGCGAACAGGAGAGUGUAG